Messenger RNA from Meloidogyne enterolobii, 1182 nucleotides. Lineage: Eukaryota; Metazoa; Nematoda; Chromadorea; Rhabditida; Meloidogynidae. The record is from the annotation of a GenBank genome assembly.
AAUUUGUUUUUAAAGUUCUUGUCUCUACCCUCAAUAAAAUUAAUUCCAAAUACGCCAAUUGAACAAGAAAUGGACGGAAAAAUUGGAGAUGAUCGGUUGACAGAAAGUUCUGGGGCAACUUCCUGUGAAGAUGAAUUGGUGGAAGAUGAGGAGGAGGAAGGGGAAGUAGAUAAUGCUUCGUCUGUUGAUGAUAAAUCGGAGGAGGAUGAAAAAGACCAAAAUUCUUCCCGCCAUUCCGACCCUUUUUGUCAAAAAUUUGCUGCUUCUCUCUUUUUCGAUUCAAUCCCUGAACAUUUUGCUAGAGAUCAUAAUUUAGUAUGGAAUAAAAUAAAUAAUGAAGAAAAUGGGGAGGAAGAAAGUACAAGCAAUAUAUUGGCCUUAACUAGAGAUAAAGUUAUUUUCCAAUCAAAAAAGGUGGAGGAAGAAAAAAUAAUAUUAAAUGAAGAUCAGAACAAUAAUAAAGAAAUUGCAGGGAAUAAACUUGCUUCGUUAUUCUCCGUUAAUUUAGGCAAAAUGCGAUCAAUGCGCGUAUUUUAUUCAAAUCCAGAACGAACAAGUGGGCAACUUGUUAUUGCCAGUUACGAUUCACAAUAUAAAAUAUUCCAUUUCCAUCAUGAUGGGCUUGACAAAUUGGCAUUAAUAUUUGAACGUUGGAAUGCUGUAAAGGCUAAAUCUGCUGGGAAUGAUUCGCCUUCUGUGGCCGGACCAGAUCGUCACUUACUCAUUUGCCCUGUUGGUGCUGAUCUGGCUAAAACAGAAAUGGACCCAGAAGACGGAUUAUAUGAAAGAUUAAAUUGGGAUCAUUGGCGUUCAUUUAUCUCAAAGGAAGGAAAUGUCGGGGAUUCUUUUACUGUCAGGAAAAUAAUUUAUUUUGCUUCGAUGGACCCAAAAAUGAGAAAAGAAUUGUGGCCUUUCCUUUUAAGAAUAUUCCCUUGGUCUUCAACUUAUGAACAUCGUGAGAGUAUUCGAAAUGAUUUGUUUCUCAGAUACCAAAGAAUGAAAAGAAACCGAAUUAAAAAAAUUUCUAAGGCAACAGAAGCAGGGGAAAAGUUCUAUGCUAAUGUUGAAUCAAGCAUCUUAAAAGAUGUUCUUCGAACUGACAGGCGUAAUUCCUUCUUUGCUGGAGAUGGAAAUGCAAAUUUGGAAACAAUGAAGUUUGUACUUUUUCCGGAUAAUAUUUAA